AUGAAGGUCACCCAGGUCAUCCUUGCUCUCUGCGCUGCUGGCUGCGCCGCUGCCGCCCCCGUCGAGGCGGAGCUUGACAUUGCCUCCCUCAUCGAGGCUGACGCAGACUUCCCCCUCGCCGAGCUAGAAAGCUACUACGAGAAGAAGCGCAAUGAGAAUGUCUCGGGUCUCCAGGCCCGCCAGUACACCGGCAGCACCUCCAACGAGCUCAUCGACGGCACAGCCUGCCGCGCCGUCACCCUGAUCUACGCCCGCGGCACCGGCCAAGCCGGCAACAUUGGCGACCCAGCCGCUGUCGGCCCCCUGUUCUUCAACAGCCUGGCCUCGCGCAUCGGCCGCACCAAUCUGGCCGUCCAAGGCGUGACGUACCCGGCCAACGUCGCUGGCUUCCUUGCCGGCGGCGACGCGGCUGGCAGCAGGACCCUCGCCUCUCUCGCGCAGAGGGCUGCGACCCAGUGUCCCAGGACCCAGAUUGUUCUCAGCGGCUACAGCCAGGGCGCUCAGCUUGUGCACAACGCUGCCGCGCAGCUCUCGUCUGCUGUGACCAACCGCAUCACUGCUGUCCUCACCUUUGGCGACCCCAAGCAGAACCAGCCCUUUGGCUCCAUCCCUUCGUCGCGCACGCGCGUCAUCUGCCGCGCUGGAGACACGAUCUGUGCCGGCAGCAUCAUUCCCAACGGGGCGCACACGCGGUACCAGGAGAACGCUGCGGACGCUGCCGCCUGGGUGGCUGCCCGCGUCUGA
Molecule: messenger RNA, 744 nt
Organism: Emericellopsis cladophorae
Lineage: Eukaryota; Fungi; Ascomycota; Sordariomycetes; Hypocreales; Bionectriaceae
Exons: 3
Coding region: 1-744 (247 amino acids)
Biological process (GO): carbohydrate catabolic process
Cellular component (GO): extracellular region
Molecular function (GO): cutinase activity
Source: RefSeq, a predicted model, not a curated record